ACCAGGUUUUAAAGUCAUGUGUAUUUUGACAUUUCUACCCUAAUUAAUACAAUUGGAAUGGUCCAAGAAAGCACGAAAGAUGGCGGACGAUGUGCAAGAGUCUACGGAACCGGUGGAAAUACCAACUGAGAAACCAGAAGAUGUGUUUUUGAAUGGCGAUUCAAACGACAAAUUGGAAGAAUGUGAGGAUCAAAAUACCGACUGUGACUCUGAAUUACCGGAGAACGUGUUGCCGAGGAGAAGCAGCCUCAUGAACAAGGAUGCAGGCAACAGGCGACCUCAGCGAAAGAAAACAGUAUCAUUCAGUAGUAUGCCUACGGAACGGAAAAUUGCAACUGCCCAGGACUGCCUGGCGUACAUGCAGAAUGGCAGUGAGUUGAUAAAGGUGCGAUCCAAUAGUCGGCAGUACCACCGCUUCUUCUCGCUCAGCAAUGACAUGACGGAGAUACGAUGGCAGCCCACGUCAAAGAAAGCGCACAAAGCAAGAAUUGCUGUUCGAUCAGUCAAAGAGGUCCGGCAAGGAAAAACCACAGAUGCUCUUCGGAACAAGGAAAUUGCAGGGAUUUACCCCGACGAAUGCGCUUUUUCCAUAAUCUUUGGAGAGGAGUUCGAGUCGAUGGAUCUGAUCGCCAAUACGCCGGAUGAGGCGAAUAUAUGGGUUACUGGUCUUACCUGUCUCAUUAAUGCCAGUUCCAAAUCUCAGACCUCUCCCAAUGCUAUCGAAGACCUCCAACAGAUGAGAGAUACAUGGUUGCUGGAGCUGUUUGAGACAGCGGACUCGGGUCAGUCAGGGGUGCUGGAGGAGACGGAGGUGGUGAAGCUGAUGAGGAGGAUCAACUCUACCAUCACUACAUCUGUCAUCUAUCAGAAACUAAAGGAACUUGAGAUGAAAAGACAAGAAGGGAAAAGAGGACGGUUAAACAGUGAUGAGUUUAUCUCCCUCUUUAAAGAAAUCUCAACACGCCCAGAAAUAUAUUUUCUCCUCGUUCGGUAUGCAAGCAAUGCAGACUACAUGUCCACGGAUGACCUGUUGCUAUUUUUAGAAGCCGAACAAGGGAUGCAAAGAGUUACCAAAGAUAAGUGUCUGGAUAUUAUCAACAAAUUUGAACCUUCAAAGGAGGGACGAAGGAAAGGACAACUUGGCAUUGAUGGUUUCACAGAAUACCUCCUGUCUGACGAAUGUGAUAUUUUUGACCCAAUGCAUAAAAAAGUCUGCCAUGACAUGACACAGCCUCUAAGUCAUUAUUUUAUUGCCAGUUCGCAUAACACGUACCUAUUAGAAGAUCAGCUGAAGGGGCCGUCGAGUGUGGAGGGAUAUGUCCGAGCUCUGGAGAAAGGCUGUCGAUGUAUUGAACUUGACUGCUGGGACGGUCCAAACGACGAGCCUGUCAUCUACCAUGGACACACUCUCACCUCAAAGAUCUCCUUCAAGGCUGUCAUAGAGGCAAUACGAGACUACGCAUUUAUAAAGUCUGAGUACCCUGUGAUAUUAUCAAUAGAAAACCACUGCAGUAUCAAACAACAGCAGGCCAUUGCCCACUACAUGACCACCAUACUUGGGGACAAGUUGUACACAGAAUCUGCCGACGAAAAUGUCGAACACUUACCUUCUCCAGAAUUCUUCAAAGGCAGAGUCCUUAUCAAAGGUAAAAAACUGCCAAUCGCAACCAGCUCAGUCGAGGGCUAUGUCACUGAUGAGGACGAGGGGGCAGAACCUGACAAGAAGAAAAAUAGUAAACGGGAGGGGUCGGUCAAGAAGCACAAGCUGGUCAAAGAAUUGUCCGACAUGGUUGUCUACUGUGUGUCCAAGAGAUUUGAAGACUUUCAGGUUUCCCAGCAGAACCAAAAGUGUUGGGAGAUUUGCUCGUACAGUGAGUCCCAGGCUCUGAAGUUGGCGAUGUCCUCGCCAGAGGAAUAUGUCAACCACAACAAGCGAUUCCUGUCUCGCAUCUACCCCAAUGGUAUGCGCAUCGACUCCAGCAACUACAACCCCCAGGAUCUCUGGAACUGUGGCUGUCAGAUGGUGGCCCUGAACUACCAGACAGCAGGACUCAUGAUGGACCUCUACAAUGGCUGGUUCCACAAGAAUGGAGGCUGUGGCUUUGUGUUGAAACCUGCCAUCAUGAGGGAGGAGAUCUCAUACUUCAGUGCAAACACCAGGGAGGUCAUUCCAGGGGUGUCCCCCCAAAUACUUCAUAUAAAGAUUAUCAGUGGCCAGAACUUCCCCAAGCCCAAGGGUUCCGCAGCUAAAGGGGAGGUGACAGACCCCUAUGUCACCAUUGAAGUGUUCGGCAUUCCCUCGGACUGUGCCGAGGAGAGGACCAAAACUAUGCCGCAUAAUGGAUACAAUCCAAUCUUUGAUGAAAGCUUCGAGUUCCAGAUCAACUUGCCAGAGCUGGCUCUGGUGAGAUUCACUGUUCUGGAUGACGACUAUAUUGGGGAUGAAUUUAUUGGACAGUUCACAAUACCAUUUGAGUGCAUGCAAACAGGUUACCGACACAUCCAGCUAUUGUCAAACACCGGGAACCCCAUUGAAAACUGUACAUUGUUUGUACAUAUAGCAAUAACCAACAAGAGAGGGGGUGGGGCGUACAAACGAGGCUUGUCUGUGAAGAAAACGAAGAGGUAUCGGGACUACACCAGCAUGAAGUCAAUCGGAGUGAAAAAUAUAGAUGAAACAUUCAAGGUUGCAAUCCAGCCUUUGCGGGAUGGCACCGACCUGCGAGACAACGUGCAACUGGCCCUGAGUGGCUUCAAGGAGACGUGUGGUCUGCCUCCCAUCGCCAACAUCAAGCAGUGCAUCCGACUCCUGUCCACCAGAAUCACCAACUCAGGAGAACAGAGUCUGACAUACGUCAUGAGAGGCGAGUACCCAUCUCUUGAAGCACAAGGGAACCUGCCAGAUAUACUGAAGAAAGCUCUGAUGUCAUUUGAUGAUUUGAUCACAGAGUGCAGAAACCUUAUAGAAUGUGCAGAUAGUGUUUAUGAGAAGUUGCUGCACUGUCAGAGAGCUGGGAUGGAGUGGCACGAGGACCUGGAGAAUGUGUGUGUACAAGCGGGCCUCAAGAGCAAGAAGCUAACCAAGGCAACAGAGAACUUUGCUUGGAACAUCCGAGUGUUGAAAGGUCAGGCUGACCUGGUGAUGCAGGCUAAGAAGGACUGCCAGGAGUACAUCAGACAGAUCAAGGAAGCUGCAGUGUCAACAGGGCUGUCGAAGGAGUCAGCGGGGGCCGACGUCUGUAACAACCAUCAGUCGGAGAAAGCAGUCAUCACCGAUGAAUGAAUCAGCAGCCCUCAAGUCAACUGUCAGGAGUUUACACCAAAUAAGCUGCCUUACUCUCUUUGUUUGACAAGCAUGGAGGGAAACAGACACCAACAGUCCCGACCAGAAAGAAAUGGAAUACCUCAGCUAAACAAGACAAAGACAGAAUCAGUCGAGCAGGGGCAUAGAAUCUGUGAUUAGAAAGUAUAUGUACAUUUAUUUAAUCAACUGUGAUGCAGGUUCAUGUGUAUGUCAGGUUUGAAUAGAGGUGUGUUAUUGCCAUGUUACUGAUAUGGAAUAUAUAUCAUAAUGACAUGGGUUAUAUAUGAUGUUGGUGUGGAAUAUGCAUUUCAUGCAAUAUUCAUGAAUUUGAUGUGAUCAACAUUUUGUAUACAUGAUAUCGGUGUGAAAUAUACAAGUAUUCACAUGAUGAUGUGUGAUAUUGGCAUGUAUUAUAUCUGGACAAUGCAUUGGGUUAUAAAUAAGAUAUUGACAUGUUAUGUACAUGACCGUGAAUCAUGAACAGUUAUGACACAGGUGUGUAUAACCAAGUCUUUGAUCAUCAUCUACAUUGUAUUAAUGUAAAAUACAAACAUGUAAUAUACAUGCUAUUGACGUGUUAUACAUAGUCAUGACAUACACAUUUCUACAUUGUAUUAACAUACAAUACAAACGUAAUAUACAUGCUAUUGACGUGUUAUACAUAGUCAUGACAUACACAUUUCUACAUUGUAUUGAUGUCCAAUACAAACAUGUAAUAUACAUGCUAUUGACGUGUUAUUGACAAGCUAUACAUAGUCAUGACAUGCACUUGUCUGUCCCAACAGGAACAGGAACCUUGACUUUGUAUCCAUACCCUCAAUAUGCUCUUUUUCCAGAAUUGUUGACAAUGUGCCCUUGUCAGAUGAUGGGGUAAUUGUCUGACAUGAUGUUGCUGUUUCAUGACUGACAGUGACAUGAAUGAUGUAAAUAUUUUCUCUCUGCCACGUGGCAUCAGUGAUCAAUUUUGAUUAUAGAAAAUGAUAUUUGUUUUUGAUGUGAAAAUGCAAUUGAUUUAGAUAAUUGUUGUAUAGCUAAAUGUUAUCAUCAUUGAAAUAGGAUAAGCUAUGUUAUGUCUACUUAUUUUCUGUGAUUACUUAAUCGUCUCAUGACUGAAGUCAUCUGAAAAUUGUGAUUUGGAAUAAAAUCUUUUGAGACACAUUAUUUUUUAUAAAUCAAAUUACCUUGUCCCCCACUUGCUGCAAUUAAUGUUAUAUUUACUUCAGGUUUAAAGGAACUGCUGUUCCACUGAUGCAAAUAAGCACUAAAUAACCUUGGUCCUGUUACACAAAGCGAUCCUAGCGCUACGAUAAUCACAAGCCUAUGUUAAAGGCCAUGUAAUGUCAACAUAGCGACUUUGCGGAUUUUAAUACUUUAGAGCAUACUUAAUCACAAACGCUUGCCUAAAAUGAAAUUUGAUAAGCGCAAAAAUAGAAAAAAAGACCUUAAAAAACAACACACAAAAUCGUCCCCCAAACGAAAAAUUUCUCCUUUAAGGGGAUUCCCCUUUUUGGAGGUAAAACGGGUUCUGAGUGUUUGACGUGCUCAUUUCAAUGAUCAUGACAAUCAGGUCGAUACCUAGUCUGCCUGCUUCUGCCUCGGAUUCUGUAAUACAUUGUCUUUUUUCUGUCUGCUCAUUCAUUUGAUUACCGUAUCCACAACUUGUGUCACCUUAUUAACAACAUUGAAGAUGCCUUGAGUUGUUUACUGAGGGAAUUAAUCCCUGACAGGCAUUUAUUUUGUGGAACAGGGCCCAGGGAAACAGUUGUCACCGCUGCACCACCAGCUUUAGGCCACGCCCCCAAACAGGUUUGUUUUGGAAGCCAGUUACAGAGCGUGUGAUUUCAGCACUUUCUGCAAAUAUUAUGACUUUUUAUCUCCCAGACGUUGACUUAUGUAUUCAGUUGCCCUAUAAAGCAAUGGAGUUAAGAUUGACUUAGCACUAAGAUCUCUUUGUGGAAUGGGGCCUAGUAAUGUAAAUUAUACAUAUGUUUCAGUUAAAGUUGUUUGUAAAUAUAGACUUCUAAUUUCAGUAUGAGUAAUUUGAAGUUUAAAAAAAAUAUUUACACUUAUUUCCUUCUAAUGCAGAGUUACUGCAUACCAGAGAACAUAUUACACUGUUAGACAUUAUGGAAAAUGUGCAACCUUUAUUUGUCACUGUUGUUGUAUUUUGUGAACAGUACAGGGGAUUAGUUUACAUGCAGUGCAUCGACUCGCUGCAAGAUGUAAAUAGCCAUGAAGCAAGGUUGAAAUUGAACAGUUCAUCAUUUUGCAAUUUCUAGAGUACCAAUGUGUUCAUUCAUUGUACAUAGUCAUUGGAAGUUAUGUAUAUACUGAACCUCAGUCGGGGGUUAGGAAAUCAGUACUUUUGUAGCAUGUUACAUUACCUGCUUGAUAUCGGGCUGUGCAAUCAACUGGAUGCCAUAUGAAGUCUUUGUUUUUGUUUCCAAUAGAAUAAGUUGUUAGGGAUUUAUGAGAAUGAUUAUGUCAAAGUUGUUGGUAGGAAACUAGUUUUGUCAGUUCAGUUGUCAUGAAAGGGUUCUUGGUCAUAAUUAAAUUUGAUUGGUGAGUCCACGUAGAAAAAGUGUUCUUUGAGUUCAUACAUGAGAGGAGGUGCAAGUCUGUUUAUUCAACUUCUGAGAUGGUUAUUGUUUUAAUUAUGUCUCAACAAAAGUAACAAGCUUUAUUUAGAUCUUAAACAUGCAUGCAAAUAACUAAACAGACCAAUUUCAACUUUUUUUUUAUAUUGUUACAAAGUUACAAUAGUUUUUGUUAAAGGCUGCAUAUACUUGUACCAUAUUCAUCCAAGCAGUAUCUGAAAUGUUCCAUCAAAUUAUCAUAAUAAAACAAGAAGUUGAAAUCUUCAGGCCAAUUCUGUCUUCUUUGAUAUUUCAGCUUCGAAAUGCCACAUGAAAAGAGACUCUUUUUUUACAGAUAGGACUAUUAAAUACUUUAAUGAGCUAUUGGUAAAUAUGAAAAGUCAACACCAGACAAUAAUCAGUCUUGAUUAUGUGCCGAAACAGAUUCCAUGGGGUGUAUUUGAAUGGAAAUUGAAUAUGAAUGGGUAUGUGUACUGUCAUUGUUUUGCUAAUUGAUCUGCAAACAUUCGUUGACAAUGAUGACCAAAUUUUUCUUCUUUAAUUUUAUUUUGAGGUUAGAGGGAAAAUAUUUCAAAACUAUUUAUUUCAGUUUUGUUUAAAAUUUGAUUAUAUAUAUGCUCCUCACAACAAAAUAAGCAUCAACAAUUAUUUUUUGAAUAAGUCUUACAUAAGUGCAAAAUGUUUAUACCCAAAUACCCUAAAGGGGCAGAAAAAGUCACUGUACAAUAAACAAAAGGGUGAACCAUCCAUGGAAACAUAUACUACUCAAAAGAAGUUAAGGGCCACCUGAUUAUUUCAUAUAACUAGUAAUAUGAAAGAGUUCUUAACUUCUUUUGAGUUGUAUAUAUACCUCAACAUUCUACAAUUGCUGCAUUUCCAGUGGCAACUGAGGGUGGUAGCCAUUCCAGGUUUUCUCUAACAGAUUAGAAAGACGUCAUUUGUAUACCGUAAACGAAAGCAGUAAAUUGAAAUAGUUACUUUUCUUUGUAAUUAGCUUGGUAUUUAGUUGCUCUGUUUCAUGUUGGCUAGACUUGGCUGUACGUUGAUAUUUCUGUAUGUUAAAUGACAACUUGGAUAUCAAGUUACAACAGGCACCGGUUAUUUGUUAGGGGAGGUCACUAUGAAGAAAUUCCUGAGGGUUUUACCUUAAUAAACCAAUUAUGUAAUGUUCAUGAUUGUUAGCUACUUUGGAACUUCAGGUCAAGGAAUUGAAAACAAGACAAGACGAUUAUGGACAUUCAGAAUAUCUGGCCCUCCCUCUUUUAUUAUGAUUGCCCAUUUCCUUACAGUCAUUACACCCAGGAGACCAAGACUAACAUCUAGUCUCUGAAAUGAACAUAUUUUAAACUGUUGUUAGAUUAUAGCUAUGAUAGGAAAUAAAGAGAGGCCCAGAGGCUCGCUUCAUUUGCUGAAACUGCAGUAAUGUAGACUUGCCCACUAUUAUAGACUUGCAUGGGCUGUAUUGGAUAUGUUUGUUUCAGGGUCUGUAGGACAGACUACAUGGAGAUCUUCAAGAUCUUUGUACAGAAUUUUAUGUACUGCCCAAGACGACCUUCCUGCAAUUAAACAGGAAACUCCUUGUUUGCAAAUAAAUUGUUAAAUUUCAUUUGUCCGUCCUAACAACUUAACAAAUUUGUAGAAGUUCAGUUUGAGCAGUUGUUGUUAAGAAAUGAACAUUGAUAGAAGUUUUGUUUCUGAUUCUUGAGGUGAAUACUUGGACAUAAUAUUCUCCAGGAAAGUAGUGUAAGUUGUUGCCUAAAUCUACUGUAUAUUGUGCUUAUCUCAUUUAAAUAUGGUAUUUUCCUGUAACUUACUUUGUAUAUGAAAGCUUCAGAUGGUUAUUGUGUCUCUCUAUUCUAAUUGUCACAAGAGGCACCAUGUAGCAUGUCAAGUGAGCAACAUGUUGAUGUUUUGGUUCAUGCAAACUAUUGUUUCAAGAAAGCUUCACUGGGUGUCAUUGGUUUGACCAAGCAGUCAAUAGUCAUUUGUCAGUAAUAGGGGGUACAGAAGAAUAAACUUCAAUAAAUAGUUUUAAUGUACUCACCUACAGAUUACCAGGAAGGAUUGCUGUAACAUGUGGUCUUGAAACCAUAUGCUUGUGAUCGUUUGUUUUCCUAACAUUAGUAUCCUUCAAGUGACUUCUUUAUUUGAAACCCUAGUUCAUGGACCUUUACUGGUUUCCCAGAGAGUUGUUUGUUUCCAGCAACUAUAGAUCGGUUCAUUGCUAUUUCAUUUAGGCAACAUAUUUAAUCUCAAAUGACAGAGUUCAAAGCUUUGAGACACAGGUCAACUGUUUUUACAUGUAGCCAACAUUUGCAUACAUGUAUAAGAAAGUACAAUUACUGUGAAAAGAAUUGAGAAGUUGUGCUGAAAUGUUAACAAAUGGUUACCAGGCAAUGCUUUGGCGAAAUGUGGAGGCAGUAAACUAUUUUAUUGCCUAUUUGUUUGACACUGUUCUCAUCUUGAGGAAGAAAAGCUGCCCUGAAUGCUCGUAAUGAUGUCAUCAAUGAUGGACACUGUUUGUAAUAGUUUGGACAGAUAAGGCCUUUGGUUUGGAGAAAACUGAUACUUUCAUGUAGAAUAAUACUAAAGAGAAUUAAUUUAUAGUUGUAUGUUUUCAGUGAAAAACUUCAUGUGACCAAACUCUGCAUAGAACCUUAUGUCUCGACUUUUGAGCAUUCUGUAAUGAACAUGUGAAGUUUAAUUUAGAAGUGGUAUAAUGUUUCAGUUAUACUGAUAGUACUUUCUAUUCAUCAUGAUAUGCAGUGAUAUAUAGUUCAAGAAACCAAUGUAGUGCACUUUGAGUAUGCAAGCUAUGUUUUCUGCCUUCCUUAUUCAUUGUCUUAUUUUGUUGACUUUAUGUAGCAUCUUUUAUUCUAUCAUUCGUCACUUGCAGUUUUUGAAAGUUCUCCCUGGUUCAUCUGCAUAUGAACAGAAGCCGUUUUCUUGACAAGUUUCUUGUAUUUUUUUAGAAAAAAAAACUGUUGGCAAGAAGCCAGAAUGUUGACAUGAAGGUCCACCAUCUAUAUUCCCAUUAUUUCUACCCAAGCUCUAAGUAUUAAUCCAGAUACCCAGUAUGUACAAUUAUGCUCAUUGUUUGUUUCUUGUAUAAAAGAAAUAUCUAUUUAUAUUUACUUGUUAUUGUGUCAGAACCUAUCGGAACAGAGGUGACUUCAUCAUGUUCCAAGAACAUUUGGUCAUGUAUCCUUUCCCUUCAUCGUACCAAGGCUAAUGCUAUUGUUUUAUUAGCCUUGGUUAUAUAUAGAAAUAGCCUGUGUAAAGGACAUGCAGUGGACAUCAGUUCUAAGUCAACAUGGAACAUAAUUCAUUGAUCUCUCUACUCAAUGCUUCCAACCCUCCAGUGUUGCUCAAUUUAUGAACAUUCAUGACCUGUAGUUUCAGAGAAAUGAUUGAUGUGUAACAAGUAUGUACAUGUGCCAGUCUCAAUUUUGUAGAAGCAAUGGAUUAGUUCCUCAGUGUCAGAUGAAUUUGGAGAACUGUUGACAUUCAGCUCCCUAACCUCAUCAUCUGAAAACAUCUUAUAAUAACAAAUGAAGCUACCAAUAUCAUUGUUACACUUUACAUGGUCAGUGCAUAUGUAAGUUGCAAGACGUUAGAAGUUAAUAUGUAUUCCACACUAGCAAGUCAUUACCUAGUUCUUUAAGUUUAUUCUGUAGCUGCAUUUUCUGUCUGAGCAGGUCCUGUCCACAACUGAUGCCACAUCAUCAGCAUCUUCCGUCACAUCUUUGCAAUAUUAUGUUUGGUCUGAUAAGUGUAUAUAUGGUGUUGAACGCAUGCACACUUAGAGAUUACAGAAUAGGAGCUGCUUGGAGGAAAGAAUGGGUAGUCCUGCUUGUAUUCGAAAUCUUUGACUAUCUGAAAAAUUAUAAUUUUCUGCAUUGUGUCUUUGUUGAUGAAAAGAUUUUUGACAGAGGAAGAAUAUGCAUCUGAAGGCAAAGAGAAGGGUUGUCAUGAAAACCAAAUUAACACAGUCCCUGAUAAAAAUGUUGAUUACUUCUAAUGAGUUAAUUUCUUACAAAUUGACACCUUCUGGGCUGUUGGUUUUACACACUGACACUUUCUGGGCUGUUGGUUUUGCAACUGCAGUUCAGUUGGGAGAAACUAGGACUUAUGUAGAUUUGAAUUUUGCUAUGGGCAUUAUCACAACAAUAGCCUCAGAAUGUAAGAAAUGACGUUCAUUGAAUGUACUUUCUUUAUUGCGCCCAACAGGGUGUCUUUGGUCAGAUCUGCACAAAACUACAACCAUACAAGAAAUCUUAGAAGCCCUUUGAUGUUGGAAAAUAAUCUACCAGGUCAACAUUGCCUUGAUAUGUAAAUGCUUGACAUUAGUCGAUUCCUAUUUGCUGCAAGUCUUUAGCUAUUACGUUGCUGUAUGUGUUUUGACCCACAUUACAUUGAGGUUUCAAGGCACAAGACAACAUUGACUGUGACAUGAUUUGUUUUAUCCUAGGUUUUGAUGUUGAGCAUGACAUGAGCAUCUUGCCUCUACUGUUACUUGGUCCUGUCAGGAACUUGAACUGUGACCUGAUGCUGCUCUGCGAGAGCCUUGACAUGUCACCUGUGUUACACUAUCAUGGCACUGUUAUGGAUCUGUCUUACAAUCACUUGUUAGACAGAAUAUAAAGCAGUUUAUAAGCAAAUAAA
This is a messenger RNA of Haliotis rufescens (red abalone), 10566 nucleotides long. Its product is annotated as inactive phospholipase C-like protein 2. The coding region runs from base 80 to 3283 and encodes 1067 amino acids. The transcript is spliced from 27 exons. Gene Ontology annotation, molecular function: phosphatidylinositol-4,5-bisphosphate phospholipase C activity. NCBI's taxonomy places the organism in Eukaryota, Metazoa, Mollusca, Gastropoda, Lepetellida, Haliotidae. The record is from RefSeq and is a predicted model, not a curated record. Gene Ontology annotation, biological process: intracellular signal transduction; lipid metabolic process.